GCAGGUGCCGCUGCGCUGGGGCCGGGGAGGCUGCGCGCGGAGCGGAUCCGCGGAGGGAUGGGGAGCGGGCCGCCAGGGCUGCAGGAGUACCCGCGCGGGGCGUAGGCGGGCGCGAGCGGGCGUGAGCAGGAGCUCCGGAGAGAAGUGUGCAGCGCAGGAGCACUUUGCGAUAGGAUGAGGCUCCUGGCUGGCGCGCGGUAGUACUAUGAUUUGGUAUGUGGCCACUUUGAUAGCAAGUGUGAUCAGCACCCGAGGUCUUGCGGCUCAAGCUGCCCACGGCCUGAGAGAGGAGCCCGAGUUUGUGACAGCAAGAGCCGGCGAGAGCGUGGUCCUGAGAUGCGAUGUGAUCCACCCUGUGACAGGACAGCCCCCGCCCUAUGUUGUGGAGUGGUUCAAGUUUGGGGUGCCCAUCCCUAUCUUCAUCAAGUUUGGCUACUACCCCCCACAUGUGGACCCUGAGUAUGCAGGUCGGGCUAGUCUUCAUGAUAAAGCAUCACUGCGGUUGGAGCAGGUUCGCUCUGAGGACCAGGGCUGGUACGAAUGCAAAGUGCUCAUGCUGGACCAGCAGUAUGACACCUUUCAUAACGGCAGCUGGGUCCAUCUCACCAUCAACGCUCCUCCCACCUUUACAGAAACACCCCCCCAGUACAUCGAGGCCAAGGAGGGUGGCAGUGUUACCAUGACCUGCACAGCUUUUGGGAACCCUAAGCCCAUUGUCACCUGGCUCAAGGAGGGGACACUCCUAGGUGCUAGUGGGAAAUACCGGGUGAGUGAUGGGAGCCUGACGGUGACAUCGGUCAGUCGGGAGGACAGAGGCGCCUACACCUGUCGUGCAUAUAGCAUCCAGGGGGAGGCUGUUCAUACUACUCACCUGCUUGUCCAAGGGCCUCCUUUCAUAGUGUCCCCUCCUGAGAACAUCACUGUCAACAUAUCCCAAGAUGCUUUGCUCACCUGCCGUGCGGAGGCAUAUCCCGGCAACCUCACUUACACCUGGUAUUGGCAAGAUGAGAACGUCUACUUUCAGAACGACCUGAAGCUGAGAGUUCGGAUCCUGAUUGAUGGGACCCUGAUAAUCUUCCGGGUGAAGCCUGAGGAUGCGGGGAAGUACACCUGUGUCCCUAGCAACAGUCUGGGGCGCUCCCCCUCAGCCUCGGCCUACCUGACUGUGCAGUACCCAGCCCGUGUCCUCAACAUGCCCCCUGUAAUCUAUGUGCCCGUGGGAAUUCAUGGCUAUAUCCGUUGCCCUGUGGACGCAGAGCCACCCGCCACUGUGGUCAAGUGGAACAAGGAUGGCCGCCCCCUGCAGGUUGAGAAGAAUCUAGGUUGGACCUUGAUGGAGGAUGGCUCCAUUCGAAUUGAGGAGGCCACAGAGGAGGCCCUUGGCACUUACACCUGUGUGCCUUACAAUACCUUGGGGACCAUGGGCCAGUCUGCUCCUGCGCGGCUUGUCCUGAAGGACCCCCCGUAUUUCACGGUGCUACCAGGCUGGGAGUACAGGCAGGAGGCCGGCCGGGAGCUACUUAUUCCCUGUGCUGCCGCAGGGGACCCCUUCCCUGUGAUCACGUGGAGAAAGGUAGGGAAGCCCAGCAGAAGCAAGCACAACACCCUGCCUAGCGGGAGUCUCCAGUUUCGAGCCCUGAGUAAGGAGGACCACGGGGAGUGGGAGUGCAUCGCUACCAACGUGGUCACCAGCAUCACUGCCAGUACCCACCUGACUGUCAUCGGCACCAGCCCCCAUGCCCCAGGCAGUGUCCGGGUCCAGGUCUCCAUGACAACUGCCAACGUGUCCUGGGAGCCAGGCUAUGAUGGAGGAUUCGAGCAGACAUUCUCAGUUUGGUACGGACCUCUGAUGAAGCGGGCACAGUUUGGACCCCAUGACUGGCUGUCUUUGUCAGUGCCACCAGGACCCAGCUGGUUGCUAGUGGAUGCCCUGGAGCCUGAGACAGCGUACCAGUUCAGUGUCCUGGCCCAGAACAAGCUGGGAACGAGCGCCUUCAGUGAGGUGGUCACUGUGAACACUUUAGCAUUCCCCAUCACAACUCCAGAACCUCUGGUGCUGGUUACCCCACCACGGUGCCUCACAGCCAAUCGGACCCAACAGGGUGUACUCCUGUCUUGGCUCCCACCUGCCAACCACAGCUUUCCUAUUGACCGCUAUGUCAUGGAGUUUCGUGUCGGAGAACGCUGGGAGAUGUUAGAUGACGCCAUCCCAGGCACCGAUGGAGAAUUCUUUGCCAAGGAUCUAUCACAGGACACCUGGUACGAGUUCCGGGUUUUGGCUGUCAUGCAGGAUCUGAUCAGCGAGCCCAGCAACAUUGCCGGCGUCUCCAGCACAGACAUCUUCCCACAGCCAGACCUGACCGAUGACGGGUUAGCUCGGCCUGUGUUGGCUGGAAUUGUAGCUACCAUCUGCUUCUUGGCAGCUGCCAUCCUGUUUAGCACCCUGGCCGCCUGCUUUGUCAACAAGCAGCGCAAGCGUAAGCUGAAGCGCAAAAAAGACCCUCCACUCUCCAUCACUCACUGCAGGAAGAGUCUGGAGUCUCCCUUGUCCUCUGGCAAGGUGAGCCCAGAGAGCAUCCGGACGCUCCGAGCGCCGUCGGAGUCCUCCGAUGACCAGGGCCAGCCAGCAGCCAAAAGGAUGCUGAGUCCUACCCGGGAGAAGGAGCUGUCCUUGUACAAGAAGACCAAGAGGGCCAUCAGCAGCAAGAAGUACAGCGUGGCCAAGGCUGAGGCUGAGGCUGAGGCCACGACGCCCAUUGAGCUUAUCAGCAGAGGUCCUGACGGCCGCUUUGUGAUGGGUCCCUCCGAGGUGGAGCCCUCGGUGAAAGGCAGGCGCAUCGAGGGCUUUCCUUUUGCAGAGGAGACGGACAUGUACCCUGAGUUCCGCCAGUCUGACGAGGAGAAUGAGGACCCGCUCGUGCCUGCUUCUGUGGCGGCCCUGAAGUCCCAGCUGACCCCUCUGUCAUCCAGCCAGGAGUCCUACCUGCCACCACCAGCAUACAGCCCUCGGUUCCAGCCCCGUGGCCUAGAGGGCCCCGGAGGCCUGGAAGGUCGGCUCCAGGCGACAGGCCAAGCCAGGCCCCCUGCUCCCCGGCCCUUCCACCACAGCCAGUAUUAUGGGUACCUCAGCAGCAGCAGCCCUGGGGAGGUGGAGCCGCCACCCUUCUACAUGCCAGAAGUGGGCAGCCCCUUGAGCUCUGUCAUGUCCUCUCCACCUCUGCAUACGGAGGGGCCUUUUGGCCACCCCACCAUCCCUGAGGAAAAUGGCGAGAAUGCUUCCAACAGCACGCUGCCCUUGACUCAGACACCCACAGGCGGGCGCUCCCCUGAGCCCUGGGGCAGGCCAGAAUUCCCCUUUGGGGGACUGGAAACCCCGGCCAUGAUGUUCCCCCACCAGCUGCACUCCUGUGAUGUAGCUGAGAGUCUGCAGCCUAAGGCCUGCCUCCCCCGAGGACUGCCACCCACCUCCCUCCAGGUGCCCGCGGCCUACCCGGGCAUCCUGUCUCUGGAAGCGCCAAAGGGUUGGGCAGGCAAGUCGCCAGGCAGAGGCCCUGUCCCACUGCCCACCGCCGCCAAGUGGCAGGACAGACCUAUGCAACCUCUGGUGAGCCAAGGGCAGCUAAGACAUACCAGCCAAGGUAUGGGCAUACCCGUGUUGCCUUACCCCGAGCCAGCCGAGCCGGGGGGGCACGGCAGCCCCAGUACAUUUGGCCUGGACACCCGGUGGUAUGAGCCCCGGCCCCGGCCCAGCCCCCGGCAGGCCAGGCGCGCCGAACCCAGUUUACAUCAAGUGGUGCUACAGCCCUCCCGGCUCUCGCCUCUGACCCAAAGCCCCCUCAGCUCCCGCACUGGCUCCCCUGAGCUUGCUGCCCGGGCCCGGCCUCGCCCCGGCCUCCUGCAGCAGGCUGAGAUGUCAGAGAUCACCCUCCAGCCACCGGCUGCUGUCAGUUUCUCUCGCAAGUCCACACCAUCCACGGGCUCCCCAUCCCAGAGCAGCCGCAGCGGGAGCCCCAGCUACCGGCCCACCGUGGGCUUUACCACUCUGGCCACGGGCUACCCCUCCCCUCCGCCAGGCCCUGUGGGGCCUGGGGACAACCUGGAUGUGUUUGGACAGACGCCUUCGACUCGAAGGAUGGGGGAGGAGCUGCUUAGACCAGAGCCCCCCCCACCACAGUUACCUACUUCAGGAACCCAUCCACCUGCACCCGGGAAUGCUGCUGCACCUGAGAGGCUGGAGGCUCUGAAAUACCAACGAAUAAAGAAGCCCAAAAAGUCAUCCAAGGGCUCUUCGAAGUCAAAGAAACGAUCCGAUGGUCCUGCCUCCCAGGCUCAGCAGCUUCCAAACUCUCAGGUUCUGUGGCCCGAUGAAGCUGUCUGCCUCCGAAAGAAGAAGAGACAUUCUCGGCCGGACCCCUUUGCCCGCCUUUCAGACUUAUGCCACCGCCAGCUUCCAGAAGACCAGAAGGCGAUUCUCAACAGCAUGGAUCAUGACGACCCCGGCCAUGCCACUCUCCUGUGACAACACAACUCUAAGUGCUCCCAGAGCGAGAAUGCUGGGCUGAGCGCAAGGGAGGGACACAUGGUGAUGGGUGCUGGGGUCUCGUCUUCCUCAUCAGUGGAGGCAUGGCAUGGCCAGUAGUUCUGAGGGCUGCUCAGACCAUUGUUCUCUCUGUUCUCUCUCUGGCCAGAGCGGGAGUCUCCUCCAAAUCCUGGCCAGCUGGCCUCGUCUUUGGGACAUGGGGCUAGGGCAGACAUUUUGGCUAUGGGUGGAGAUCAGAAAGUGAACUGGGGACAGGGAGAAAUUUUCCUCCUCCCCACCACUCCCCGCUUCACUAGACUGAUUUCUCUCACCUCUUCAAAGAUCUUUGGAAGUGAAGAAGAGGAAAGCAAUGGCUUUUAUUGCUCUCUGCUUCUGCUUCAGUUUUUAAGUCCUAGGAGAGGGCUGAACCUCCAUCCUGCCUUCCUAACUCUACAUAUAUAUAGAUAUAGAUACAGAUGCAUAGGUAUGUAGUUGGUGGGUUUCUCUAUGUGUAUAUAUAUGUACGUUGAAGCAAAGUGCUGUUUAUUUCUGUGGUCAGUGGAAGAAGGAGGAAGAGGGCAGCAUACAGGUGGGGCUUGUGAGUAGGACUGGCAGAGACCUGGCUGGGUGCCCUGAUGUCUGUCUUGGGGAUUAUUCUUUCUGAAAUAGGAUUCAUGCCUUCUCAGCUGAAUUCAACAUUUGACUCUCGACUUUCUCCCAUCCAGAGCAGAAGCUGGAGCUUGCUAUGAUUUCCAGCUGCCUGCACUGGAAGUUGAGCAAUGAGUUACCACAGAACUAAACACAAGCCUUUAUUUCUUGGUUCCUGGGUGGAGAAAGGGUGGCAGGCAAAGGGCCAGACUGACAUCUUCCUUUCAUACUUUGGCUCAGAAGUAGAAGCUGCUUCAUAGUAGGGCUGAGAGGCGGGCCCUGAUGCACAAACUUGAGCCCAUCCGUCAGUCCUUUUUGGUACAGCCAGGGCCUGGAGCCUUGGGUCCAAAGGGCUUCCCAUUCUGGAGCCGUCUGUGCUGAUCACCAAGCUGCUGCUGCUCUAUUUAUAUUCAGCCUCUGGCUCGGCACCCUCUGGAGUGCUGUUCCAAAGCUGCUGACUGGGUUCCUCCUUUCCUUUUGUGGAAGCUAAUUUCCCAGAUUGAUUAAUUGCCACUUGUGGGGAGCCUGCUGGUGGCUCCUUUCCAUGUUCUCCACAUGCUGCCUGCAGGCUCAUCUCUGCCCUGGACCCUCCUCCACCCUGUGGACUCCAGCUCCAACAGGAUGGCAUCAGAUGAACCUAGGAUGCCUCAGAUUUCUGGGUUCUGGGGGUGCUGUGGAUCCCCUCUCUUUCCCCAGUUCUAUGUAAGUGGAACUGGCUGAGGCCUGGGAAUGAAGGUGGAAGGGGUGGUAGGUAAGGGCCUGGGCUCUGAGCCUUUCUCUGCCAAAAUCUUGUCCUAGUUCAAACUGUCAGCACCCAGAGCUUCUGUGAGUUCAUCUUAAAACAACUAAAGAUGUCUCUUUCUCUCUCUUCUAGUAAGAUAAUGGUGCCGUCCAAGCACAGGGCAGAAGGCCCUGAGGGUAGAUGGGGAUGCAUCUGGUUUCUCUUUCCUUCUACUUGUGUAGGAGCCUGUCCUUCUAGCUGCCACAGAAUAAAGGUGGCUAUCAGGUUCUUUGAAGUAUUUCCUUGUUGGUGCUUCUGUCUUGGUGGGUUUGGGGACAUCCACCUCUCCCCAGUUACCUGCUUCGAUGUUGGCCAAGUCAAGGCAUUGGAGGCAUCUGCAAGUCUCAUUGCAGUUGCCAGUGGCUCAGCCCGGUGACCUAGGCCAGCUUGGACCUGCUCCUUGCUGGGAGCUUCCAUUUUAGGGAUGAGUUCUCUGCCACACAGACUCUAGUCCUUCUUUUCUGUCGCCUAGCGAAUGGGGACCAGUUCCACCAAGGGGUUCUGCCAUGCAAGUCGCACAGCCUCAGUUCAUUUCUGAACACAAUGAGCCAUGGUGAAGAGGGGAAAAGGGGCAGUUUCUUGCCCUUGUUGACGGCCUCAUCUCUCUGGGGCUGGACCUACAACCUUGGGGUGGAACCUGGACCUUCCAGCUAGCGCACUUCUCCGGGCAUCUAAGUCCACUUUACCACCGGGAGGCAGCGCCAGCAAAACCGAAGAGCAGAGGGUUGGUGACUGUCUUCUUUCCUGAGGCAGCACUACCUCUGUCAUCGUACCCCGAUCAGUGUGACUCACUGACUACCAUUCCUGGGGCACGUGGGGCCUCAUACCACGUCAGUUGGUAGCCUCUGUCUACUCUUCAGGGCAUGCCAUUUCUCACUCCAGGCCAGAUCCUGGCUGGAAUGUGAAUGUAGAUGCCAGGGCUAUAGGUCUUCAGGAUGAAUUAGUCCAAACUUUUCUAAGCUCCGUGCUGGGAAUUCUAGGCCCUGUAGGUUAUAAAAGAAGAGGAGAAGGUGAAGUAGAAGGCAUUGCUUCUUUAGGAUGUCAUACAGGGCUGAGAGCCAAACUCCGGCUGAGGUACUUCAGACUAUGGCUAUCUCGGGGGAUCCACCAGUGAGCGAUCGUCAGUGCUAACAAAGGUGCUGACUCCUUCCUUCUUUUCUUCCUCUGGCAGUGCCCCUACCUGCUCAGCACAUCAGACCAAAUGGUUGGAGCACUGCUUUGUGCUGGCCACUGGGUGGCAGCUGUGCUGGGCUUGCCCAAGGCUCUCUCAACGGCCUCCGACUCAUUCCUCCUCCCAAGAGGGCUUCCUUCUUGCGACAGUGUCUUUGAAGGCCAGCAGCCUUCCUACACCCCUGGGAGCUAUUUCGGUCUUUCCUUUAAGGACUGUGAUGGAAAUUGGCAGAAUACAGCCCCCUCUGUCCAUAUGAUGGAGGGUCAAGAUGUUACAGACACACACUUAAGUGCUGGGUGUGUGCACGUGUGUGGUUGUGAAUGUGUGCAUGAUGGGGGUGUAGCCAUUUCUAGGGACCAAAUGUCCUUUGUACUCUGCCCUUGAACAAUUGCAAUGAGCACUAUUAAGCUUCCUAGGACUUUCAUUAUCCACCGUAUGGGAGAUCAGAUGUCUUCCAAACUUCCCCUUUUAUGGUCUGAUAGCCUUGCAAUAGAAGUAAGAAGUAACUCAGAUAAAAAUCUAUUCCUGUGUCUCAGUCUUUUGUCUGCCUCUCCAUUCUGCAUUUUGACUGGAAAUUAUGGCUGUUUCAGCCUUAGGUGAUUUCACAGACCAGGAAAAGGGUCAGAUGCUUCUAGAAGGGGCUUGAGGCUGAAAGCACUUGGGGGAUCUGAGCCUGCAAUUAUUUGGGGAAAGAAAAUGAGCAAUAAGGAGAAGGGGAGUCCAGUGUCUUGAUUUGCUGGCUGACCACACUGAAUGGGUUUCGUGGCAGGAGUGGGGUCAUAUGUGGGGAUUGUCAUUUGUUGCUAUGGCCCCCCCUCUGCUGGUGAACUCUGCCAACCAUAUCUCCCAGUCUCUCCCUAGCAGCUUUCCUUGAGAGACGCGGGGUUGUGAGGGGCCUUUUGAGAUUCCACUUUCUCAACAGGAAAGCUGCUUCGUCCCACAGGACUAGCAGGGUCUGUGUCCCCAUUUGAGGAGGGGCCUAUGUCCCAUGAUAAUGCUCUUGGGGGAAUCUCAAGCAGGAGUGGAUGGAGGUGAGAAAUUAUUAAUAUUUCUAAAUGUUCUGCCUUUAUUUUUGACUUAGGAUUGAAAAUAUUUGUGGUUGAACUGAUUUCAGUUGUUUUCCUGUGUCUUUUUCAUGCAGAGGAAACUGGGUAGGGUUCAGAAUUUCCUGAGUAGGUUUUUUGUUUCUGUUUUUUUUUGGCAAGGUUGACAAAACAGUAGCUUCAGGGAAGAAACAGACGUCACUGAGCACCAGGGUGACUUUGCCACUCCCCAGGAUUAGAAUCUAGGAUUGAGGUGUGCAUGGCUGGAGCUGUUUCUUCCAGUGUUGUUAGAAAAAACCUUUUUGGAAGUUGGGGUGGGUUGGGGAAGAAUUGUACAUAAAGUACAUUUUAUUAUUAUGUAGAGAAACAUAAGAAAAGAAAAGCUCACGGUUAAUCUUGGGCUUGCUUUGCUUGCAUGUAAAGGAGCUUUGGGGGGCAUCAUAGGGAUUGCUGGGGAGCAGCAGGAAGGAACCCAAGGAUAGAGAUGGGUGGCUCCCUCUGGGAAGAGUGCACAUUCUCACCAGGCCUGUUUGGUCCAACUCUGCCUUUCUAUCUUCUCCAGAAUAAAGGGAGGCAGGCUCAGCAGGCUGGAGGCACAGAGCCCCUUGGGUCUGUACCUGUUGCUUUGGAGAGAAGGCCCAGGAGGUGUGUUAAUAUCCAGAUCAAGAAUAAAUAGGUAAUUAAUUGCGUAAGUGUUUCAGAAAGGGGAGUUAGAGAGCUGGAGCAGAGAGAGGAGGUCAAGAUAUUUUGCCAGGUAUUUAUGAGGCUGAAAGGGGAAUAGAGAGUUAGGUCAGUCAUGGAUUAGAAAGUUUGGGUCCUGGGAUAAGACAGUGAGGACAAAGCCAGGGGACAUCAAAUCAAGCCUUAACCUUUCUCUCUGGGGCACAUGAUAACUUUGUUACCACUAAGGGUGCAGCGUACAGGUUGGAGGUCAUCCUAAGAAAAGGAAGAGAAGUGAUUACCCUGUGAUGAGGGCAGGUGGGGAAGGGGUGGCAAUGAAGUUCAUUUUGGGGGCAGUUGUGGGAGGGUGACAUUGUUAUUGCAAAAAGACUGUGGGAUUGGAGUCUUGGACCAUAGGCCCAGACUGGAUCUUGGAAGAGGUCUUGUUUCUUAGCUAGACUUCCUUGCUUCUGCUAGAAUUAGCCUAUAACACUAAGUGCCCAAACCAAACAUGGACAUAUUUUUGUGAUGUCUUUCAACAUUAUCUAUUUGUUAUUGGGGUCUCCUCAGGCCCAAAGCUAGGAUACUUGUCUUGAGAUUCCCCAGGCUAUCACCAGUUCUGUGUCAGUGGAGAAGGAAGAAUCAUUCUUGUGAGCUUCAUGUGUUUGUUCUCAUAAGCAGAAAUGGCAGGUGGCCUUCCAUGAUCUGACACUGUUCCUGAGACAUCGCUGCUGGUGAUGGAGAGGAGGGACUGGGGCUUGACUUUUGCAUUGUUUACCCUUUCUUAUUGAGGUACAGAGACUAACUUCAGACCAUGAAGCUACACAGUGGCUUUCUACUUAGAGGUUUGUCCUCAGUUUCUCUUACUUUGAUAGUUUAGGGCUACCAGUCUGGUUGGCAUAAGAGGGGAAAGAGAGUUACCCUGAUACCAGACCAGCCAUGCUCUUUGUUGUCUCCAACUCUUCCGACUUUCAGAUCAAGAGGCAGAAUUAAAAAUCUCUUCUUUAGAAGAAGUUAGUAAACCAACGAUAAAAGCUCAGAUUGGACUUCAGCACUCUUAGCAACUUGGUUUGGUUAGGGGUGUCUAUUACCACCCUUCCCUCUGACUGGUAGUAAGGCCACACUGGUCCAGUGUUUUAUUUCUGGGCUGCUCUGUCUGUACUUUCAAAUAAGGCUUUCAUGAGCAAAUAUAAUAAGCCCACCAGAUGUUUUGUGUGUUGGGUUGCUGAGAGGGUAGAAGUGUGUUCAUGACCUCAUUUUAAGUUGAUAGAAUAAUUCACAAUAGAUUGAGUCUGAUCCAAAGACACCUCUACACUCCAAAGGUUUCUGUGUAGGAUAAGGAACAAUUAAGCCUUAAUACAAAUAUCAUUAAUGGGUGGCCAUGCCUCAUAGAAGGAAGAGUCAGAGUAUCUUGAUUGCUAAAUAUUUUGGUAAAACAGCAAGCAGCAGUUGAAAUCACUUGGAUUUUCUCUUCUGUGGUAGCUCUAUAGUAGUAAUUAGGGUUUCUGAAAAGGGAUGAUGACAUAGUUGUCAGCUUUGUACCACUGGCCUGGAGAGCUAGGUUAGGGAGUUGGAGUGGUACAAAUUCUCAGUUCCUGUCCUUGGUCCCGUGGCCCUCUGCCUUUCCCAUCCCACUACACGUGAUAUUAAUGUCUGUCUGGGCCUGGUCUUUAGGAAAUAUGCUCCACCUCUCCCUGGCACUGGGUUUCCUGGGUUUAUUUUAGGAAUUAAGGCAAGCUCUUCCCUUCCACCCCAGGUACACACCAAUUAGGUUCCCUUUCCUUCCUCACCCCCACUUCUUUAUGGCUCCAGGGAUCUUGAAUUUGUGCAUGGUUUACAAUGGGGAGGUGGUUGGGUUGGGCUGGGAAUCUGGGAGGGGAGAAAGUUUGGGCUGGGAGGGGGGAUUUGCAUUUUCAGCCUUAGAAAUACCACAAGCAUGCUUUUGGGCCAUGUGUGGGGUUAUCACAUAUGUAGAUGGAAGAGGCAAAUGCCAACUCUCCUCAUAUUGGUCGUGAGGGCUUAGGGUCUUUUUGCUUCCUUUGGCUUAGGGCAUCUAUGAAACCUUGUUUCCGGUAAGGGGAAUAGACCUCCUCAUGGUCAUGUUGCAAUCUUUGGAAGGGACAUUGUCAAUCACUCUAUCAACAAGUAUUUACAUUGCCUACUAUGAACAAUCAGAGGUCGGUCAUGAGUAGACUGUGUCCUGGCUGGGUCAGAGAAAUAGGAUUUUCUCACCUGUCCCUCUGCGGUUACCAGGUUCUCAAUCUGGUCUCUAACCUCCAGCCAGCUGUCUAUUCUGUGUUCCUUUCCUGGGCUCAGGAAGUAAGAGUAUGUGUAUGAGAUUGUGCGUAUGGUGUGUUUGUGUGGGUGGUGUGGUAUGUGUGUGUGUUGGUGGCGUAUGGGGUAUGUAUGCAUGUCCUGUGGUGUGUGGGUGUUUGUGUGUGUUGUGU
Molecule: messenger RNA, 11269 nt
Organism: Rhinolophus ferrumequinum (greater horseshoe bat)
Lineage: Eukaryota; Metazoa; Chordata; Mammalia; Chiroptera; Rhinolophidae
Gene: IGSF9B
Product: immunoglobulin superfamily member 9B
Exons: 20
Coding region: 206-4519 (1437 amino acids)
Biological process (GO): cell-cell adhesion
Molecular function (GO): protein binding
Source: RefSeq, a predicted model, not a curated record